AUGACGACUCUCGCAGAAAACCCCACGCAUAUCGAGAAGUUGGAGGCGAACGAAGCGAUUUGGGGUGGGACUGGUAGAGAGAAGACCGCCACCUUUCAUUGCUUGAAGUGGGAUCAAGGCCGGGAAUUUGAGUAUUCAACAGUCCAUACUGUGAUGGAUCUGCCUCCGCUUGCGGGUUGUGACUUGACAGUGAUCUUAGCGCCCUUUGAUAGUGUCAAUACCAUUCCUGAUUACCCAGCUCUGGUAGACCGGUAUCAGAUUCCAAGCGGAUUUGUGUUGGAGAGAGCGCAUGCGGUGACGCAUUCCUUUGGUGCAUCUUCAGCUAAAGACGGAUCGCAAACGGUAUGGAUCCAUUUCCUUUGUACGGCUUCGUCUUCAGACGCCGAAAAAUCGGAGUGGCUUCAGUCCGCAGUUGUUUUAAAAUGGUCGGUAGCCGAUGGUAGAACACCAAACAACAAAUACCACAAAGCUCCCGUUACUCUGAUAUGUUUUGAGCCCAUGCAGGGUAUUGCGCGACGACUUCUCCAGCUCGCAGAGACGGCCGACUGGAAGGAUACCCUUCAAGACCCGUAUCUACUGCUAGAUAUGGUUUAUGAAUCUUGGUUCCUCUAUCUAGAUGAGAGUGCUUGGAAGACCAACGAUGUUUGUCGAGAAAUUGAAAAGGAUGCAUUUCAAGGUACAAGGAACCUUAACUCCAGUUUCCCGGGCCCACCAGUCGUUGAUCUCCAUCAUGCACAUACCGUUGCCAAAAAUGCUAUUUUCAUGCUAGAAGGCCUCGAUGCGACGCUUCGGUCGCUAGACGCGGCUAUAAUAUAUCACCAUGAAAUAUCUGAUAUAUACCCAACUAUCUGGAGAGCCACGCACAACACCCUGCUGCACCGCCGGGAGCUUUUCCAAGCGACCAAAUUGCGGACCAUAAGUGUUGAAAAAAGACUGACUAACAUCAUCAAUCUUGCUUUCAACAUUGAUGCUAUGCGAAACAGCCGCAUUACGCAACGCGACAGCUAUAACUUAAAGGCACUUUCUCUUGUUGCCACGGUUUUUCUUCCCAUUUCGACCGUAGCUUCGGUUUUUAGUACACCAUUCUUCGAGUCUUCAGGUCCGUCGAUGUCUCCUCAACCCGGAGGAGGUAAGGAAGGAGGGACAACCCUUUUUGUCAACCCCAAGGUUUGGGUUCUAUGGGUAAUUUCAGUGCCAAUCACUGUAGUCUUGAUUUGUGGCUGGUGGCUCUGGGAAAAGCGGACUCAGCUUGCCCGUAAACAGAGGCUCGGAUUAGAAAGAGGCGUUGAAAGAGGGUAG
This is a messenger RNA of Microsporum canis CBS 113480, 1299 nucleotides long. RefSeq lists its product as hypothetical. The coding region runs from base 1 to 1299 and encodes 432 amino acids. The transcript is spliced from 6 exons. NCBI's taxonomy places the organism in Eukaryota, Fungi, Ascomycota, Eurotiomycetes, Onygenales, Arthrodermataceae. The record is from RefSeq and is a predicted model, not a curated record.